Messenger RNA from Drosophila nasuta, 666 nucleotides. Its product is annotated as protein CDV3 homolog. The record is from RefSeq and is a predicted model, not a curated record. The transcript has a single exon. Bases 1 to 666 code for a protein of 221 amino acids. NCBI's taxonomy places the organism in Eukaryota, Metazoa, Arthropoda, Insecta, Diptera, Drosophilidae. Gene Ontology annotation, cellular component: cytoplasm.
AUGAAAACAAACCUCUUGGCAACCGAUGUUCUAUACCGCACUCUGGAAGAGACUGCAAAAGUGCCGCAGGAAAUGGACAACAACGAGAAGCUGCCGCUGGAGGCAAUGAACUCUACACGCGCUUCCCUCGAGUUUGGCAUUCGAUUCCCUAACGACGCUGUUGAUGAAGAGGACGAAUGGUGCGACUUCACAGAGGACCAUGAUCAGCCAUUUCCAAAUCUAAUGCGCAAUCCUAAGCUGCUCUUAAGCCCCACAGCUCCUGUAGCCACUGAAGAUGUAAAAGUGAGCACCGAACACUCUCAGUAUCAGGACACUGGUGGCGACGGCUUAGGCGUCGGGUCGAGUACGGAGGAGUCGGGAAAAACUGCAUGUCCUUGGCUAAGAGUUGAGCCAAAUGAGAUCUCCAAUUGCGGCACGACAAUUGUUGAAUCCGUAGAAAGGAAAUCACAGCCACAAAUUGCAGCACAACCCGAUAUAAUGGCCAAAAAAUCAGUCUAUGUGCCGCCAGCCUUGCGUGCGAGUCAAAUCGAUAUGAAGGUGCGUCCCAAAAAGCCCACAACUCCAAGUGCAGCAGUCAAACUGUCCAAGGGCCAGGCUCCGGACAUAAAUAAUGUCGAAUAUUUUCCCUCACUUUCUCCCUCUCACAUUUCGAAACGUGCCAAGUAG